This is a messenger RNA of Cuscuta campestris, 2028 nucleotides long. The record is from the annotation of a GenBank genome assembly. Lineage: Eukaryota; Viridiplantae; Streptophyta; Magnoliopsida; Solanales; Convolvulaceae.
CCCAUCAUCUUCCCCCCUGUCUCUUUACAAUUUCCGUUUCCAAUUGCAGGUCGUCUUCUCAUCCCUGGAAAAGGCUGUUUAUUUAUCAUCUGAAUCGAGAAAACUCGGAUCAAGAACGCCGGUUUUGAUUUUUGAUUUUCUCGCUUGAAUUGGUGGAGCUAUCAAGUUAUUGGUUAUAUUAUUGUAUAGAUUGGCAUCGAACCUGAAGGAUAGCGCGCGAGAGAGAUAGGGGUUAGGGUUGCGUAGUUAUGGGAUUGGGCGAUGUGGAUCUUCUGGAGGAGCCCGGACUGGGAGGAGGAGAUAAAGUUUCGGCCGCUGUGUCGUGUUCAAUUUGCAUUGAAGCGGUGACCGAUAAUGGGGAUAGAUCUUGGGCGAAGCUUCAAUGCGGUCAUCAAUUCCACCUUGAUUGCAUCGGGUCCGCAUUUAAUGCAAAGGGAGCAAUGCAAUGCCCGAAUUGUCGAAAAGUUGAAAAAGGUCAAUGGCUUUAUGCAACAGGGCAUCGUUCAUUACCCGAGUUUAACAUGGAUGAUUGGGCCCAUGAUGAGGACUUGUAUGAUCUAAGUUUCUCUGAAAUGUCAUUUGGAGUCCAUUGGUGUCCAUUUAGCGGAUUAACUCGUCUGCCUUCAUCUUUUGAUGAAGGAGAUUUCGCUUCAAGUGCAUAUCAUGAUCUUCUUGGACAGCAUCCUCUUUUUGCUGAACAAACUGCUGUCUCUUCGUCAAAUCAUCCAUGCCCAUACAUUGCAUAUGUUGGUAUUCACCCGACUCCCUCAAGCUCAAGUGGAAGUGUAUCUGAGGGUCCCAAUUUUAACAACCACUGGAACAGUUCAGGGCUUCCAAAUGAAAUUCCAACCACUUUUGCUUUUCCAGGUGUGGAUGUCCAUUAUCCUCAUGGGUGGGGGGAGCACCAUCCUUCUACUUUCCAAACAAGUAGCAGCCGGAUUGGUAGUGCUGAACAGCAGCCUUCAAUACCCUCUGUUUCUCAUAGAGCUGCUAGAACAACAAACUCCGAUAUGCCAAGACCUGGAUCUUUUGUCCACCCAUUUCUUGUCAGCCACAGCUCAGCUCGACCUGGGACUUCGGUUGGCUCACCUAUGAUUCCUCCUUACCCUGGAAGUGUGGCCCGGGCUCGAGACCGUGUCCAGGCUCUCCAAGCAUAUUUCCAGCAGCAACCCAGCAAUUCGCCACCUGUACGGGCACCGGUCAUGUCCGGAGGAGCCCGGAGAUCCAACAGUCACAGGGGGGGGGUCCACCUGCCUCAAGUGGCAUCAUCGUCAUCUGAUCAUCAUCAUCAUCAGCCUGCCUCCGCUGGAGGGUUUUACUUCUAUCCAUCUGCUGCUGCUGCUUCAUCUGGAAGAAGCUUCCAAGAAGCAGCCGAAACCCCUUCACCCCUCCGGUUUCGUAGUUGGGAGCAACGGGAACACACUACCACCACCUUCAACAACUUGCCACCACAGGUGGAGAGAGAUCCGAUAUGGGGCCCGUUUUACCACCAAGCAGCAGCCAGCGGGUCUGAUUCUGGUGCGAUCAGAUCCUCUGGCAACUUUCGCCACAGACAUGGGUCCGAUAGGAUGCCAUCUCAGAACAGGUCAUAACCCAUUACCAUCCUAUGUCCUGAAAAAAGAAAGAAAAAAAAAAUUAUGUAUGUUCAUCUGUUGUGCAGUCUCUCAAAAGACCACAUGGGAGGGCAGAUGUAAAAACUAUCAUUGGCCCUGAAAAUCGACGUUCGUCCUUUCUUGGGGUUAUGGACGACAGUUGUGCCCGGCCACCGUGUUUCUGUGACCCUCCCCCCCAUCUGAGAGUGGGGUGGGGUGGGGUGGGGGUACAUAAGUACACAAACAAACAAUGCCCUAUUUAAAUGGUGGGACCGUUAAGCGUUUUUUCGUGCACACGUCUUCGGUUGCUUUCUUUUUUUUAUGCCUGUUUUUUUUUGUCCUGUGGUUGAGAGUUGGUAUGUGUUGGGGAUUCUUCUUUGGCUUCAUUUCAACUGUGUACCUGGUUUUCGAAACUUGAGGAAUCGCUUGCAGUAUC